AUGGAAUUUCCCCAUUUAGGAAAAAAUUGUUCUGUUCAAACAUGUAAUCGUCUAGAUUUUUUACCGAUGAAAUGUGAUGCAUGUGAAAAAAUAUUUUGCAAAGAUCAUAUAAGAUAUAAUGAACAUAAAUGUGAAUCAUCUCAUCGUAAAGACGUGCAAGUGCCUAUUUGUCCAUUAUGUGGUCAAGCAGUAUCUUGUUCUCGAAACGAAGAACCAGAUCAAGUUGUCAGUGCACACAUUGAUCGCGAUUGUAAAUCUGAUCCAGCUUUAAAUCGUCGACGAAUCUAUACAAAUCGAUGUUCAGCUCCAAAUUGUAAACAGCGUGAAGCAAUACGAUUGAACUGUGAUAAAUGUUUGAAAACAUAUUGCUUAAAACAUCGUUUUCCUGAAGAUCAUAAAUGUAAUGGAUAUGAAAACACAGGAAAACAAAUGAAUAAAGCUGGUGCUGCAGCUAUUGAUAGAAUGAAAUCAUCCACAACAAAUACAAAUGUAAUAUCAUCGAUACAUCCGACUUCAGCUUCUUCCCAUGUAAAUAAAAACAAAUCUGGAAAUACAAAUAAUAAUGCAGCGGCUUCCGCUGUAGCGUUGGAUGAUGAUUCUGAUGGUUCACUAGCAAUGGCAAUUAAAAUGUCAAUUGAAGAAACUGGCACACAACAAGAUGAAGAUUAUCUUUUAGCAAAAGCCCUUCAAGAAAGUGAAGAAGAGGAAGCGCGUCGAAGGAGAGCACAGAUUUUAGAAUUAGAUUGGAAGCGUACUGGAAGACGUUUAUCUCCAAUGAAUACGUCUACCAAUGUAGUUAAUGUUCCAGUUACUAUAGUUAAUUCAAACAGUCAACAUCCAGCAACAAGACCAGACGAUCAAAAAACGACAAAUGAAGUAGAAGAAUUUGAUAAUGAACAUGAUAAUACAUUAACGAAUAAAAAAACAACAAUAUCCUCUUUUCGAUCUGUUGUUGGAAAACCAAGUCGAACAACUGUAAAAAAAGUUGAUAUGAAUACAAUUAUUGCUGAUUUAAAUCGACAGCAAGGAGAAGAUAAAAAAGUUCGAAAUCAAAUGACAACACAAACAACGUCUUAA
This is a messenger RNA of Didymodactylos carnosus, 1077 nucleotides long. NCBI's taxonomy places the organism in Eukaryota, Metazoa, Rotifera, Eurotatoria, Philodinida, Philodinidae. The record is from the annotation of a GenBank genome assembly.